Molecule: messenger RNA, 1632 nt
Organism: Dipodomys ordii (Ord's kangaroo rat)
Lineage: Eukaryota; Metazoa; Chordata; Mammalia; Rodentia; Heteromyidae
Product: vomeronasal type-2 receptor 116-like
Biological process (GO): G protein-coupled receptor signaling pathway
Cellular component (GO): membrane
Molecular function (GO): G protein-coupled receptor activity
Source: RefSeq, a predicted model, not a curated record
AUGGCUUUUAUGUAUGCCAACAAGGAGCAGACACCGCUCACAUCAGGAAAGCAACUCCAUUCGUUUAUCUUUAAGAACUCUCAGUGUGUUUUGGCCUUGGCUCUUGCUAUUGAGGAGAUCAACAAUAAUCCUCAUCUUUUACAUAACCUGACUCUGGGAUUUGAUGUCUGUGAUGUUGACUUCAGAGGUUGGACAAUGUUUAAGAAUCCCUUCAUUUGUCUUUUUCGGAAGUACAAGAUUCGAAACUACUCCUGUAUGAGAGACAGCAGGUCUAUAGCAGUACUUACAGGAAUAAUAUCUAAGCAGAUCGGGACAUUGUUGGGACUCUACAAAUUUCCACAGCUUCACAGUUUUCUGAAGAAUGUCCAGUUUGACAAUCCUACUAGAGAUCAAGUGAUUUGGGAUGAGAAAAGGAAAUUGGAGCCAGAGUAUGACAUUCUGAAUAUUUGUAAUUUUCCAGAAGGUUUGGAACUUGCAAGUUGUGGUCCUGGAUUCAGGAAAUCCCCUCAGGAAGGAAAGGCUGCCUGUUGCUUUGAUUUUACAUUUUGCCUAAGACAUGAAAAUGCUAAUGGGACAGAUAUGGAGCAAUGUGUGAAGUGUCAAGGUCAUCAGUAUGCCAACACAAAGAGGACUCAGUACAUCUUGAGAGCUGCAACUUUCUUGGCCUUUGGAGAACCCUUGGGCAUGGCUCUUUGCUUCACCUUGUUAACUUCUAUUGUUCUUGGGAUGUUUUUGAAACACCAAGACACUCCCAUUGUCAAGGCUAAUAACUGGGCUCUCAGCUACAUCUUGAUCAUCUCCCUCAUCUUCUAUUUCCUCUGUUCCUUGCUGUUUCUUGGCGGACACAUCACAGUCACCUGCAUCCUGCAGCAAACUGCCUUUGGAAUUGUGUUCACUCUGGAUGUUUCCACAGUGUUGGCCAAAACAGUGACUGUGGUUCUGGCCUUCAAGGCAGUCCCCAGGAGAAGGAUGAGGUGGCUGCUGGUAUCAGGGGCUCCUAACUUCAUCGUCCCCAUCUGCACCCUCAUCCAGGUGGCCCUGUGUGGACUGUGGCUGGGAAUUUCUCCUCCCUUUGUGGACACAGAUGCCCUCUCUGAACAUGGCCACAGCAUCAUUCUGUGUAACAAGGGCUCCCUCAUUGUCUUCUAUUGUGUCCUCGGAUACCUGGGUACCCUGGCCCUGGCCAGCUUCACUGUGGCUUUUCUGGCCAAGAACUUGCCUGACACCUUCAAUGAAGCUAAGUCUACCUUCAACAUGCUGUUGUUCUGCAAUGUGUGGCUCACCUUCCUGCCUGUCGACCACAGUGCCAAGGGGAAAGUCAUGGUGGCUGUGGAGGUCUUCUCCAUUUUGGCCUCUGGGGCAGGACUCCUAGGCUGCAUUUUUGCCACCAAGUGUUACAUCAUUUUGUUAUUGCCAAAUAGAAAUUGUCUGUAUGGCUUCAGGGACAAAAGGUCCUUGGCUGGUACUAGCUGCUUUUCUACAAUGAAGCACCGAGCACACAUGAAUGGAGAUGUGAUGAUCACUGGGUUUUCCCCUCUGAACACUUUGGGAAUAGAUCAGAGUAACAUCCAUGCUUCCAGGCAAGAAGACAACAAAAUCAAAAUCAACUUUAAUGAAACUAAUUUCAAAUAA